AUGCAGCGCGCCUCACAACUUUUCAAUAAAAUUCCUUUUACAAAUUUGUCACCUUCUUUAUCUAUAGUAUCUAGGAAUUCUUCUAAAAGGCCAUUCUUAUCGCGAUUUUAUGCCACUCAUAAAGAACUUAAAUUUGGAGUCGAAGGUCGUGCCUCAUUAUUAAAAGGUGUUGAUAUUCUAUCUAAAGCAGUAGCGGUUACACUUGGCCCCAAGGGACGCAGUGUGUUAAUCGAACAACCAUAUGGUAGCCCUAAGAUCACAAAGGACGGUGUUACUGUUGCUAAAAGUAUAACACUUCAAGACAAAUUUGAAAACCUUGGUGCGAGGUUAGUUCAGGAUGUUGCUAACAAAACAAAUGAAGUAGCAGGUGAUGGAACCACAACUGCUACAGUUCUUACGCGAGCCAUUUUUGUGGAAGGUGUAAAAAAUGUUGCCGCCGGCUGUAAUCCAAUGGAUUUACGUCGUGGAGUUCAAUUGGCAGUUGAUUCUAUUGUCAAAUUUCUUCGAGAACAUAGUCGUGUUAUUACCACAAGCGAAGAGAUAGCUCAGGUUGCCACAAUCUCUGCAAAUGGUGAUACGCAUGUCGGUCAAUUAAUAGCCAACGCUAUGGAAAAAGUAGGAAAGGAAGGCGUUAUCACGGUAAAAGAAGGAAAGACAAUUGAGGAUGAGUUGGAAAUAACCGAAGGAAUGCGUUUCGAUCGAGGAUACAUAUCACCGUAUUUUAUCACUGAUGCCAAAACUCAAAAGGUUGAAUUUGAAAAGCCUUUAAUUCUACUCUCUGAGAAAAAAAUUUCGGUCUUACAAGAUAUUCUACCAGCAUUGGAAGCUGCAGCACAGCAACGUAGACCACUUUUAGUUAUUUCUGAAGACAUUGAUGGAGAAGCUUUAGCUGCUUGCAUCUUGAAUAGAUUACGUGGCAACGUUCAAAUUGCCGCCGUCAAAGCUCCCGGUUUUGGUGAUAACAGGAAGUCUAUCUUGGGUGAUUUGGCAAUAUUAACAGGUGGAACAGUUUUCUCGGAUGAGCUAGACAUCAAACUCGAACGUGCUACUCCUGAUCUUUUCGGUUCAACUGGUUCUGUUACCAUCACCAAGGAGGAUACAAUUCUUCUUAACGGUGAAGGUUCCAAAGAUAUGAUUAAUCAACGUUGUGAACAAAUCCGCGCUGCUAUUAAUGAUUCAACCGUUUCCGAUUAUGAGAAAGAAAAAUUACAAGAACGACUUGCUAAGUUAUCAGGUGGUGUGGCCGUUAUUAAAGUAGGUGGAUCCUCAGAAGUUGAGGUUGGCGAAAAGAAGGAUCGGUUUGUUGACGCCUUAAAUGCGACGCGUGCAGCCGUCGAAGAAGGCAUUGUGCCAGGUGGUGGUGUUGCUCUCUUGAAAUCUGUAAAAUGUCUUAAUGAAUUGAAACCUGUCAACUUUGAUCAACAACUGGGUAUAAACAUAAUUAGAUCAGCACUUCAAAGACCGGCAAAAACGAUUGUAGAUAAUGCAGGUGAAGAAGGUGCCGUUAUUGUUGGGAAACUUUUAGAUAAUCAUGGAGAUGAUUUUAAUUAUGGUUAUGAUGCCGCCACUGGUGAAUACGGCGAUCUUAUUACGCGUGGUAUUGUGGAUCCAUUGAAGGUUGUAAGGACAGCACUUGUUGAUUCUUCGGGUGUUGCUAGUCUGCUAACGACAACGGAAUGCAUGAUUACCGAAGCUCCAGAUGAAAAUAAGGGAGGAGCUGCAGCUGCAGUAUUUUGA
Molecule: messenger RNA, 1737 nt
Organism: Funneliformis mosseae
Lineage: Eukaryota; Fungi; Glomeromycota; Glomeromycetes; Glomerales; Glomeraceae
Source: the annotation of a GenBank genome assembly